Arctia plantaginis is the source of this 1032-nucleotide messenger RNA. The record is from the annotation of a GenBank genome assembly. NCBI's taxonomy places the organism in Eukaryota, Metazoa, Arthropoda, Insecta, Lepidoptera, Erebidae.
AUGAGACUGUUGGUGGUCCUGCUGCUGACUGCGUCAGUGUGGGCCUUCCCCGAGAGAAGGUCGGCAAGUAACGCAGGGCCCCUACCACAGACCUCUCAACAACUACACGCACAGGCACAGAAGCUGGAGAAAGCACGAGAAGCGCAAAGAGAUUGUAAAGGAAAGUGUGCGUCAAGUAUAGCCCAGAAAGCAGCAGCAGAAGCAAAGGCUGCGCAAGCAGCUCAGAAUGCGGCAGGAGCCCAAGCCGCUCACAUGGUAAAAACCCAACUAGCUGAAAAAGCAUUACAAGCUGCCAAGGCAGCUGAGGCAGCCCUCGCUGGCAAGCAGGCUGUAGUGGAACAACUCCAACAAGAAGUGAAAGAAGCGGAAGCCGUAGUCGCUGAGAAUACCGCCGCUGUUCACCAGCAGCAAUCAACAGUGAAUGCUGCAGUACAAGCAGCACAGCAGGCUACUGCUCAGCAUAAGCUAUUGUGCCAAGCGACGCAACUGGCGUGCCAGCUGGAAAAGUCCGCCCACUGCGUUCUGGACAAGACUAAAUUUGGCCUACAAGAAAAAUGUCACAAUCUGUCUGAGGCGAGAGCGAGAUUGGCUCAUUUACAGCAUAAGUUGCAAUGCGCUUGCACUGAAUGUUCUAUAACGAAGCAGGCUGCACAUAGUGCUUGCGAAGCUGCGAGAGCGGCUUGUGGUAAUGCUCGAAAGAAAAAGCAAGUUGCGAGUCAGUCCCCUGUACAUAAGCUGCUGGCCCAAGCAACCCAACUAGCAUGCCAACUUGAGAAAACAGCACACUGCGUCCUGGACAAGACUAAGUACGGUUUGCAAGAGAAAUGCCACCAUCUGUCGGAUGCUAGAGCCAGACUUGCUCACCUACAGCACAUGUUGCAAUGCGCGUGUGCGGAAUGUUCAGCGACGAAGCACGCUGCUCACUGCGCUUGCGAAGCAGCGCGAGCAGCAUGCGGCAACGCUCGAAAGAAAAAACACAUCUUGGAACAGCUCACAAUAGGAUCGAAAGAUGAAAGUAAGCGAGGUCGAUGA